Zingiber officinale is the source of this 1778-nucleotide messenger RNA. Its product is annotated as protein MANNAN SYNTHESIS-RELATED 1-like. The record is from RefSeq and is a predicted model, not a curated record. The transcript has 6 exons. Lineage: Eukaryota; Viridiplantae; Streptophyta; Magnoliopsida; Zingiberales; Zingiberaceae. Bases 332 to 1573 code for a protein of 413 amino acids.
GUCAGUAGCUUCCAAGUUCGGAGUUGCUCUUUAACUGCUCGACUGUCGGUAGGGGGCGCAGCUCGCCCCAAAGCUCCGACUCGGGCGACUCUCGCCGCUCUCUCCUUCCGGCUUCUCCUACUUCGGAAGGCUCGAGCCAUCUGCCUUUGCGCGGAUCUGAGUGCCAGAGGCGAAAUUUGGCUUCCCUUUUGCUCCUCUCGGGAUAUGUAUCGAAAUGCCUAGCAGAUCUCUCGCCUCUUCUAGUUUCUAUUGCGGUUGAGGUAGCCUGCUGUUCGCUCCCGACUUUCCCUUUUUCGGGGGUUUUCGUGGGAUUGGAGGCGGUCGGUGUGAAAUGGCGAUGGAUGCCAGGCAAGUGCUCGCUGGAUUUCUCACCAUGGCCAUGUUUGCCAUGCUCGGCAACAUGAUCAAGAGGGACCAUUUUGAUUCGGUUACGGUAACACUGCAAGAAACUUCAGUCAUACAAUUUGAUGCAUUAAAGGAAGAACAGAAGUCUCUUGUCCAAGAGUCUACAGAGAGCAUCCAAGAAUUUAAACCUUGCUGGUCCAAGCCAGUUCCAAAAGAAGUACAGCAGUCAAAAGGGUACAUUACUUUGUCCUUAACUGGAGGUCCUGAGCACCAUAUCUCACAGAUCACUGAUGCGAUUGUUAUUGUGAGGUAUUUGGAUGCUACUCUAGUACUUCCUGACAUCAGAGGGAGUGAGCUUGGCCAAAAAAGGAAUUUUGAAGAUAUGUAUGAUGCUGAUAAGUUCAUUACAAGCUUGAACGGUGUCGUAAAAGUAGCAAGGGAGCUUCCUGCUGAAUUAACUACUGAAACUCCAGCUGUUGUCAAAGUACCCAAUAGGGUUUCAAGAGAAUACAUUGUGAACAAUGUUGAAGCAAUUUUUCAAAGCAAAAGUUAUUUGCGACUCGCAAGUGUCUUCACAAAAAUCAAUUUGAAAGGAAAUGGUAAACCAAUUACCGAUUUGGAUUCAACUGUUUGCUUGGCUAUGUUUGGAAGCCUUGAAAUGAAGCAUGAGAUUUUGGAAGUGGCUGAUCGAAUGGUUGAGAGACUAAAAAUACUUAGUCGCAAUACAGGAAGUCAGUUUAUUUCAGUUGACCUCAGGGUUGAUGUGCUAGAGAAAAAGAGCUGUAAAGAAAAAGCAAAUGGGAAAAAACCUUGUUACUCUCCUCUGGAGAUCAGAGAUUUCUUAAGAAAAGUUGGUUUCAAUGCAGAUAGCACAAUUUACCUUACUCAGACUUGGUGGCAUGAAAGUCUCAACCCUUUGAAGGAGAUGUUUCCAAAAACUUAUACCAAGGAUGACUUAAUCCCUGCCGAAAAGAAGGGCCAAUUUCUCCAAUCAGGAAGUGCAGAACUACAAAGAGGUCUGGACUUCCAAAUAUGUUCCAAGAGUGAUGUCUUUGUGCCUGCCAUUUCUGGUCUGUUUUACGGGAAUGUAGCUGGUAAAAGAAUAGCUUCAGGUCAUACGCAAAUACUUGUUCCGUCCAAGGUCCUCAGUUCCUCUCUGGUUGCCACUGAUUUCAUCUCAACUUAUGUCUCCAAGAAGAACCAUAUAGCAUACUCAUGUUUCUGUUAGUUGUUUGGAGAAUGAACUAAAAGCAGCAAAGAGCUUGUUCUGGAAUCGCUUCUAAUUAGCUUUUCUUCUUCUCAAUGUGUUUAGGUUCCCAAAAGGCAGAGUGAAUGGGCCAUAUACAGGUUCAUGUAACUUAAAUGCAACUACCACUGUUUGUAUUAUGUAAUAGAGUUGUUUCGGUCAAAUUUAAAAGGAAAUAUUUCUUUUC